AUGAACGCAGUGAAGAGAGAGCUCUUGUGUGUGCUGCUGCUCUGUGGAGCUGUCUUCAGUUCACCCAGCCAGGAAAUCCACAGGCGACUCAGGAGAGGAGCCAGAUCGCACAGAGUGACCUGCAGAGACGAGAAAACACAGAUGACAUACCUGCAACAUGAGUCCUGGCUGCGGCCCCUGCUCAGGGGCAACAGGGUGGAGCACUGCUGGUGCAACGGUGGCUGGGCCCAGUGCCACUCGGUGCCCGUCAACAGUUGCAGCAAACCUCGGUGCUUCAAUAGGGGGACAUGUUGGCAGGCCCUCUAUUCUUCAGAGUUUGUCUGCCAGUGCCCUGAAGGGUUCAUUGGGAAACGCUGUGAAAUAGAUGCCAGCGCCACAUGCUACAAGGACCGGGGCAUCACCUACAGAGGCACGUGGAGCACAGCGGAGAGCGGGGCCGAGUGCGUCAACUGGAACAGCAGCAGCCUGGCCAUGAAGCCCUACAGUGGGCGCAGGCCUGAUGCCAUCAGGCUGGGCCUCGGGAAUCACAACUACUGCAGAAACCCAGACCAAGACUCAAAGCCCUGGUGCUACAUCUUCAAGGCAGGGAAGUACAUCUCCGAGUUCUGCAGCACGCCGGCCUGCGGCAACGGAAAUGGGGACUGCUACCAGGGGAAAGGGCUGGCAUACCGCGGCACCCGCAGCCUCACCACGUCUGGGGCCUCCUGCCUCCCGUGGAGUUCCAUGAUCCUGAUGGGCAAGAUUUACACUGCCUGGAAGAGCAAUGCGCAGGCCCUGGGCCUGGGCAAGCACAAUCACUGCCGGAACCCAGACGGGGACGCCCAGCCUUGGUGCCACGUGCUGAAGGAUCGCCAGCUGACAUGGGAGUAUUGCGACGUGCCCCAGUGUGUCACCUGUGGCCUGAGACAGUACAAGCAGCCCCAGCUCCGCAUCAAAGGAGGCCUCUUCGCGGACAUCACCUCCCACCCGUGGCAGGCCGCCAUCUUCGUCAGGAACAGGAGGUCCUCAGGAGAGCGGUUUCUGUGUGGGGGGGUCCUGAUCAGCUCCUGUUGGGUGCUGUCGGCCGCCCACUGCUUCCAGGAAAGGUAUCCUCCCAACCAUCUCAAGGUGGUCCUGGGUAGGACGUACCGGCUGGUCCCUGGAAAGGAGGAGCAGACGUUUGAAGUAGAAAAAUACAUCGUCCAUAAGGAAUUCGAUGAUGACACUUACAACAAUGACAUAGCGCUGCUGCAGCUGAAAUCGGACUCACUGACCUGCGCCCUGGAGAGCAACGCUGUCCGCACCGUCUGCCUCCCAGACGCCGGCCUGCAGCUGCCGGACUGGACAGAGUGCGAGCUGUCUGGCUACGGGAAGCACGAGGCCUCUUCUCCAUUCUAUUCUGAGCGCCUGAAGGAGGCCCAUGUCAGGCUGUACCCAUCCAGCCGCUGCACUUCCCAGUAUUUGUUUAACAGGACUGUCACCAACAACAUGGUGUGUGCCGGAGACACACGAAGCGGUGGGGACCAAGCAAACCUGCAUGACGCCUGCCAGGGUGACUCGGGUGGCCCCCUGGUGUGUAUGAAGGACAACCACAUGAUCUUGGUCGGCAUCAUCAGCUGGGGCCUCGGCUGUGGCCAGAAGGGCGUUCCGGGCGUGUACACCAAGGUUACUAAUUACCUGGACUGGGUUCGGGACAACACACGACCAUGA
Messenger RNA from Lipotes vexillifer (Yangtze River dolphin), 1689 nucleotides. RefSeq names its product plasminogen activator, tissue type (gene PLAT). Gene Ontology annotation, biological process: plasminogen activation; platelet-derived growth factor receptor signaling pathway; smooth muscle cell migration. NCBI's taxonomy places the organism in Eukaryota, Metazoa, Chordata, Mammalia, Artiodactyla, Lipotidae. The record is from RefSeq and is a predicted model, not a curated record. Gene Ontology annotation, molecular function: serine-type endopeptidase activity. Gene Ontology annotation, cellular component: extracellular region. The transcript has 14 exons. The coding region runs from base 1 to 1689 and encodes 562 amino acids.